Messenger RNA from Galeopterus variegatus (Sunda flying lemur), 889 nucleotides. It is a transcript of the gene SKOR2, whose product is annotated as SKI family transcriptional corepressor 2. Gene Ontology annotation, biological process: negative regulation of BMP signaling pathway; negative regulation of transcription by RNA polymerase II. Gene Ontology annotation, cellular component: transcription regulator complex; nucleus. The record is from RefSeq and is a predicted model, not a curated record. The transcript is spliced from 3 exons. Lineage: Eukaryota; Metazoa; Chordata; Mammalia; Dermoptera; Cynocephalidae. Gene Ontology annotation, molecular function: SMAD binding; RNA polymerase II cis-regulatory region sequence-specific DNA binding; DNA-binding transcription factor activity, RNA polymerase II-specific. The coding region runs from base 1 to 870 and encodes 289 amino acids.
AUGGCUUCCAGCCCACUGCCAGGACCCAACGACAUCCUGCUGGCGUCGCCCUCGGGCGCCUUCCAGCCCGACGCGCUGAGCCAGCCGCGUCCAAGCCACGCCAACCUCAAACCCAACCAGGUGGGACAGGUGAUCCUCUACGGCAUUCCCAUCGUUUCGUUGGUGAUCGACGGGCAGGAGCGCCUGUGUCUGGCGCAGAUCUCCAACACUCUCCUCAAGAACUUCAGCUACAACGAGAUCCACAACCGCCGCGUGGCGCUGGGCAUCACGUGCGUGCAGUGCACGCCGGUGCAGCUGGAGAUCCUGCGGCGCGCCGGGGCCAUGCCCAUCUCAUCGCGCCGCUGCGGCAUGAUCACCAAACGCGAGGCCGAGCGUCUAUGCAAGUCGUUCCUCGGCGAAAACAGGCCACCCAAGCUGCCCGACAACUUCGCCUUCGACGUAUCUCACGAGUGCGCCUGGGGCUGCCGAGGCAGCUUCAUCCCCGCGCGCUACAACAGCUCGCGCGCCAAAUGCAUCAAAUGCAGCUACUGCAACAUGUACUUCUCGCCUAACAAGUUCAUUUUCCACUCCCACCGCACGCCUGACGCCAAGUACACGCAGCCAGAUGCAGCCAACUUCAACUCGUGGCGUCGUCAUCUCAAGCUCACGGACAAGAGCCCCCAGGACGAGCUAGUCUUCGCCUGGGAGGAUGUCAAAGCCAUGUUCAACGGCGGUAGCCGCAAGCGCGCGCUGCCCCGGCCGGGCGCGCCCCCCGCCUGCCACCCGCUCAGCUCGAUAAGAACAAGGAGCAUAGCUUUUUCAUCACAGACUCUGAUGCUUCUGGAGGAGAUUUUUGGAGAGAAAGAUCAGGGGGACCAUGUACACAAAUAAUUGAGGACAACAUUUGCUU